AAAGGAUCGCGUCCUGGCAUCGCCGCUCGGCCCGAGGGGCGCUCGAGAGGAUGAGCGUUGCCCCCCUCGCCGUCGUGCUCGGCUGUCGCCGCGGGCUGCGCGCCGGAGAUGACGGCUGCAGCGCCCUCCCUGGCCGCCCCUGGGCUGCCUGCCGGGGCCCCGGCAGGCUGCUGCUGGAGGCGGCGCGCGGCGCGCCCCGCGGGGCCCUCGGGGCGGGGGCGCUCGCCGCCGCCGCGGCGCUGGCGGGCCUGCGGGCGCGCCGCGCGCCGCGGCGGCGGGGCCACCGGCGAGGCGCGGUCCGGGAGGAGAGGCCGCGGCCGGGCCGUGGCCUGCGCGGGCGGCGGUGGCGGCGGCCGUCAGGCGCCCCUCCAGGGUGGGCGCGCGGGCUGGCGCUGCGGCCGCUGCCGCCGCUGCUGCUGCCGCUGGCCGCGCCGCUGCUGCCGGGCGUACGCCGACGGCGACGACGACGGCGGACGGACUCCGACUCCGGCUUGGACUCCGACUCCGACCCGGAGUCUGACAGCUCCCACUCCGAGUGCUCCGACGACGACCCCGAGCGCAGCCCCGCGGCGGCGGCCAGCCAGCAGAGGAAGCCCUCCUGGGUGGUCCAGUUCAACGACGCGGGCACCUCGUCCCACUCCACGGGCACCGCGUCCCAGCCGAUCGGCGGCGGCCUCGGCGGCAUCCCGGUCCUGGACCCCACGGCCACGGACACGCCCGCCGCCUUCCGGUCCGACGGCAGCCCGAGGCGCCUCCAGCGGGGCGCCUCGUCCGCUGGCCUGGCGCGCAGCGUGUCCAUCGUCUCGGAGCCCUCCGGCGGCUUGAUCUCGGAGCCCUCCUUCGCGAGCUCUGCGGGGGCCUCUGCUGCUGCUCCGCGGGGGAACAAGGACGACUUCGCGACCAUCAAGGACAUGCAGUUCGAGGCUCCUGCCUGGCUGGAGUUCCUCCUGCUGAUCACUGGCGUCUACUGGCUGCAGGACGCCAUACAGGCGGGGCGCGCGAAACGCGCAGAUGGCAAGUUCAUGAACCCGUUCCCUCUGACCUACGAGCUGGUGUCGGACGUCUGGUUCGAGGUCCUGGUCGCAGUGAUCAUCCUGCUCAACUGCGCCUACAUCGGCGUCGUGGCCUCCUUCCCGGUCGGCGAGGGUGCGGCCGUGCUCGAUGCGCUCGAGCACGUCUUCGUGGUGUUCUUCGUGGCGGAGUGGUGCCUGCGCGUCGCCGCGUUCGGCUGGCCGUGGGCCUUCGAGUUCUACAACUUCCUCGACACCCUGCUCGUGUUCGGGACGGGGGUGCUGGUCAGAUGCCUCGCAGAACGAUGCAAUCAUCAUGCGCUGGCCGUGGAAGCCUUCCAGAACUAG
This is a messenger RNA of Prorocentrum cordatum, 1358 nucleotides long. NCBI's taxonomy places the organism in Eukaryota, Dinophyceae, Prorocentrales, Prorocentraceae. The record is from the annotation of a GenBank genome assembly.